AAAUUCGGUGGAGGGUUUAUAAAUCUGAAUUUGGCGGAGCUCAUGUUGAUAGGCUGAUAGCCGAAACGGUCGUAGCAAUCGACUGAGAAUGGAAGCAGUUGACGCAUCUAAGCUCCGCUCUGACUUCCUUCAGCUCCUCCGCUCUCGCCGCCGGCAAGUUACUGACGUUGAUUUUCUGGCAGUUCCCUUCACCGUCGAGAUUGGGAAGCCGGUGAAGAAUCCCAUGUAUCAGGGGAACACUCUUCUUGGUUCCAGGAAGGUUAUGGAAUCUUGCCCUAAGGAAGGCAUUGAGGGCUUCGAAUUCAAUGAUGGAUUGAUUGAAGAAAACAUAUAUUUGAUCACUGAAGAAGGUGAGCAAGGCAGACUCCCAGUCUUGAUAUUGAAAAUGAAGAGAAGUGAUUCAAAAAAGAGACCAGCUGUUGUGUUUAUACAUAGCUCCUACAAAUGUAAAGAAUGGUUGCGCCCUUUGCUUGAGGCAUAUGCUUCUAGGGGAUAUGUUGCUGUUGCCAUUGAUUCCCGCUACCAUGGUGAAAGAGCUAGAAGCACAACAACAUAUCAAGAAGUUCUAAUUUCAUCCUGGAAAAAUGGAAACACUAUGCCUUUCAUAUUUGACACAGUAUGGGACUUGAUAAAGUUGGCAGAUUACCUUGUGCAGCGGGAGGAUGUCGAUCCUAUAAGGAUUGGAGUUACUGGAGAAUCCUUGGGAGGUAUGCAUGCUUGGUUUGCUGCUGCGGCCGACAUUCGCUAUGCAGUUGUUGUCCCUAUAAUCGGCGUUCAGGGUUUUCGAUGGGCCAUGGACAACGAGAAAUGGCAAGCUCGGGUUGAUAGUAUUAAGCCUGUCUUUGAAGAAGCAAGGAUUGAUCUCGGCAAGAAUCUAAUUGAUAAAGAGGUGGUAGAAAAGGUGUGGGACAGAAUUGCGCCGGGCCUAGCUUCACAAUUUGAUUCCCCCGAGACUCCUGCUAUCGCACCUCGUCCUCAGCUUAUUCUAAAUGGUGGUGAAGAUCCUCGCUGUCCUCUGGAUGGUUUGCAUAUCCCAAUAUCAAGAGCAGAACAGGCUUAUAAGAAGGCCGGCUGCCCUGAAAACUUCAAGUUUAUAGCGGAAAGUGGAAUUGGGCAUCAAAUGACAGCUUCAAUGGUGAAGGCAGCAAGCGACUGGUUUGACAAGUUUCUCAAACCGUAAGAUUAUCGAAUCAUAAGCUGGGGAAUUUUUCUUUAUUAUUUGAUCUCUUAAUUGCUCUAAAUCAAAUUUUCAGGGGCUUUUAUGAGUUUAAACUGAGCAUGUUUAUGUUGAGACAUGGAUUUUUAGCAACAUAGUUUAUAUUGUAAUAAUAUUUGGAUCCCCACAAUGAGGCGCGAGUGUCAUUACAGGAAAAUAAAUGUUGCUACUUGCUUCCGUUUAUGAUUCCUAAUAAUCUUUUUUUAAUGAUGAGUAAUAAAUCAUAAAAUAUAUGCUUUGAGAUUUGUAAUCUUGAAGAAAAGAUAAUCUCCU
Molecule: messenger RNA, 1489 nt
Organism: Phalaenopsis equestris
Lineage: Eukaryota; Viridiplantae; Streptophyta; Magnoliopsida; Asparagales; Orchidaceae
Product: putative hydrolase YtaP
Exons: 13
Coding region: 89-1180 (363 amino acids)
Biological process (GO): proteolysis
Molecular function (GO): serine-type peptidase activity
Source: RefSeq, a predicted model, not a curated record